Messenger RNA from Rubroshorea leprosula, 827 nucleotides. The record is from the annotation of a GenBank genome assembly. Lineage: Eukaryota; Viridiplantae; Streptophyta; Magnoliopsida; Malvales; Dipterocarpaceae.
UCACCUUGAAGUUGAAAGAAGAAAUUGAGCGGCUGGUAAAAGCUGGAUUCAUUCGGACGUGCAAGUAUGCAGAAUGGUUGUCAAAUGUAGUGCGGUGUUGAAAAAGAAUGGAAAAUUAAGAGUCUAUGUUGAUUUUUGAAACUUGAACUUAGCCACACCAAAGGAUGAGUAUCCCAUGCCAAUUGUAGACUUGCUAGUUGAUGGACUAGUCCGUCACAAAAUUUUAUCUUUCAUGGAUGGCCAUAGUGGGUACAAUCAAAUUUUUAUUGCAAACGCAGACGUUCCAAAGACAGCCUUUCGAUGCCCAGGUGCUCUUGAAACUUUUGAGUGGGUUGUAAUGCCUCUUGGUUUGAAGAAUGCUGGAGCCACCUACCAAAGAGCCAUGAAUGUAAUUUUUCAUGAUAUGAUUGGUAAAUUCAUGGAAAUCUACAUUGAUGAUGUUGUGGUAAAGUCACAGGAGGAAGAAGACCACCUAACUCAUUUGAGGAAGGCUUUUGAGUGGAUGAGACAGCAUGGUUUGAAAAUGAACCCACUAAAUUUCGCCUUUGGAGUGUCUACAGGUAAUUUCCUUGGAUACUUGGUACAUGAGCGUGGUCUGGAGAUUGACAAAAACAAGGCCAGGGCUAUAAUCGAGGCUCAACCACCGUAGACCAAGAAGGAGUUGCAGAGAUUUCUUGGCCAAGUUAAUUUUUUAAAACGUUUCAUUUCUGACUUGGCUGGGAAAACCAGAGUCUUUUCUCUUUUGUUGAAACUCAAAUCUAAAGCGGAUUUCAAGUGGGAAGAACAACAUUAGUCUGCCUUUGAUACAAUAAAGUAGUAUUUAUCCA